AUGUUGGAACGCAUAGCUAGCAACCUCUCUUCUGAGAGUCCACAGGAUAUUUUAAAUCCAGCUUUUACCACUUCGACCUCACCAUCAAAAGCUGCUGCUCCGAUCAACUCCUCUCCUCAAGGAGACUCCAGCAACCUUGUACAGAACAAAGGUUCCUCCAAUAUGGCGGUUCUGGCUGGGGCUUCUGAGCAGCAAGAUGAUCAGAGUACUUCUCCUCCUCUAAAAGAAACAAAUGAAGCAACGCUUCAUGAAUCUGCAGAGGCUUCACAAAGAACUUCUCUCCAAAAGUCCCCUCUCGAAACCCUUCAAGAGGACCCAAAGGACGCUCACGCUGAAGGAGAGAAAGCUGAUUCUGGUUAA
Messenger RNA from Vicia faba (fava bean), 360 nucleotides. The record is from the annotation of a GenBank genome assembly. NCBI's taxonomy places the organism in Eukaryota, Viridiplantae, Streptophyta, Magnoliopsida, Fabales, Fabaceae.